Messenger RNA from Gasterosteus aculeatus aculeatus (three-spined stickleback), 4977 nucleotides. The record is from RefSeq and is a predicted model, not a curated record. NCBI's taxonomy places the organism in Eukaryota, Metazoa, Chordata, Actinopteri, Perciformes, Gasterosteidae.
UAAGAUUAGACAUUUAAAUCUAGGCGUGUUUCCUGCUGCCAUUGAGUUAAAAAAAAGAAAAGCAGAGAAAAGGCGCUGGCAUCCUGCAGGGGAGGAAAAGAGCAUCAAACGAGCUUCACGCGACAGGCGGUUCUUCUUCUUCCAAAUGUGUUUCAUUCCUGGAGGACUCGUGCCAUGUUUAUUGACGCAGACGCGCGGAGGACCUCCAGCAGCGCGAGCCGCAGUCCAACGUGUGAAUGAUCAUUUAUGAAAUCUUCGAGAUGAUAUGAAUGUCACUCGGUCAAGGUCCGCGCUCCCGACGCAGCAGCCGCGGCCGGAUUCCGCACGUUCGGCUGGGAAACCGACGACACCGGCGUUCGGGUGAAUUAGAUUGUGUGUUUUUAAAAAAAACAACUAAUACUGUCCGUUGAGAGGAGACUGUCGUGUGUUUUUUGUGUGUUGUUGUUGAGCAGCGUGGGAGCCUCGCGGUGGGAAUGACACGCCGCGGGUGAAGACGGGAAACGGGAAAAAUAAUAAUAAUGAUGGGACAAGAAACCCACGAUGUGACUGCGACACUUUGACCCGUGAAGACGGAGCGGGGAGAAAACUACAACAAAGGAAAUCUUUUUUUAAAUUUUUUUUAUACAGGCAUCGGCUUGUGCACAAAUCUACAACACCGCCGAGCUGAGACGCCUCGUCUCCAUAAAACAAACAAAAAAAACAGCUGGCACGCACGCAGGCGCGCGCGCACCAUGUCGGCGGUGAUGGUCACACGAAAGGUGCGAAAAUGGGAGAAGCUCCCGGGGAAGAACACGUUCUGCUGCGACGGCCGGGUGAUGAUGGCCCGGCAGAAGGGGGUCUUCUACCUGACCCUGUUCCUCAUCGUCGGGACCUGCUCGCUCUUCUUCGCCUUCGAGUGUCCCUACCUGGCUGUCCAUCUGUCUCCUGCCAUCCCAUUUUUCGCCGUCCUGCUCUUCCUCUUCGUCAUCGCCAUGUUGUUGAGGACCAGCUUCAGUGACCCCGGGGUGCUGCCACGGGCCCUCCCGGAGGAGGCCACGUUCAUCGAGAUGGAAAUUGAGGCUGCUAAUGGGAACGUCCCCGCAGGGCAGCGGCCGCCACCUCGAAUCCGCAACGUUCAGAUUAACAACCAGAUCGUCAAACUCAAGUACUGCUACACUUGCAAGAUCUUCCGACCACCUCGAGCAUCUCACUGCAGCAUCUGUGACAACUGCGUCGACCGCUUUGAUCACCACUGUCCCUGGGUGGGGAACUGCGUGGGCAAGAGGAACUACCGAUACUUCUACAUGUUCACCCUGUCGCUCUCCCUGCUCACCAUUUACAUCUUCACCUUCAACAUCGUCCACGUGGUGAUGCGUUCAGUGGAUGGCGGCUUUUUGAACACUUUGAAGGAGACACCUGGAACUGUUCUGGAGGUUUUGGUGUGUUUCUUCACCCUGUGGUCAGUAGUGGGACUGACGGGCUUCCACACCUACCUGAUCUCUCUCAACCAGACCACCAACGAGGACAUUAAAGGAUCCUGGUCGGGAAAGAACCGAGUCCAGAACCCGUACAGCCACAAGAACUUCAUGAAGAACUGCUGCGAGGUGCUCUGUGGGCCGACCUACCCGAGUGUCCUGGACAGAAGAGGAAUGACGCAGGAGGAUUUGACCGUUUCUUCUGCGUCUGCUGCGCCCUCAUCUUCUAGCAGCAGCAACGCUGCUCCACAAACCACGAAAACCACGGCCCCGCUCAUCCCCAACGAGCACACGCCCGACGACGCCAGGCCGAGCAUCGCCGCUUCAGCAGAGAACAGCGACUCCUCCAAAGAGGGAUUCCCUCCUGCUAAGACGGUUCCACCCCUGGCUUCACCCGAGACUGACGCGUCCCUGCCCAAGGACAAGGCCCAGUAGCUGCAUGAAGGGGGUGGCUCCUGCCUUAGCCACUACCCCCCCUCCCCCCACACUCCCCCAACCCCCCGGUAUCCUGCCCGGUCAGGAACUAAAACAUUGCUAAUCCGUGUGUGAUUACAGCGCAGGUGACUCCUACUUUCAACCAGAGGAGCGAAGCUUCUGCGCUGCGGAGCCUCCGACUCCCUCGUCUCCUCACCAGUAGCCGCAGAGCUGUUUGAUGGUUAGUUACUCCUGCAGGAGGAGGAGGAGGGGUGAUUAAAGUGGAAAGUCAGCAGCUUCCUUUCUGUCUCCUGAACACUGCAUGUAAAAAGACACACGGGGCAAGAAGCUGCCGGACGAACUGAAGAGAAAAGAAGCUCUCCGGCGCGCGUGACAUCGCCACGGGUCGCUCUGAUAAAAUGUAUUUAAAAUUGCAUAAUGACAUUUAUCGUAAGAGGCCAGUUUAAAUAUAUCCCUUGCAAGUGUCUAACAAAGACAAUAUUACUUCUGGACAUGUAUAAGACUUCAUGCAUACAGUUACCUUUCUGUUGUGUGCACAUUACAUGCCCUAUGCAAACCAUGAGGAGGCUGGACAAGCGGCUUUUUGAUGUGUAGAAAGAAGGAAGGACAUCUGUGAGUCUUUGGGGUCACGUCAAGUCCCCCACACAGGGGGAGGACAUGCCGAUCCUUAGCUGAGAUGUCCUAACGGCUCCCUCCAGGCAAGUCAAACUUCCUUGCGAUGUGAUAUUGCUGCAUUCAGUACUGUCGUCACUUACGUGCAUCUAUUUUUUAAAGCGAUCCAGACCAACGCCUGUCCUUCCAUUUUUUUAUAUAACAAAGAUGUAUCGAGAUGUCGGUGCUCCAAAACUGAGGGAAUCGCUUGACGGGCAGUUGAAGUCUUGUGUGCAGGAGCCGCUCAUCAACCAGAGAUCCAGUGAGUGAGAGAAAAGGCCUGACGUCUCCUGACAGCAGACACUGGUAGUGACAGUGCCUUAUCACAAUAGUUGCACCGUCAAAUGCAACUCAGGUCGACCGUCAGAGGAAACCCGUGAGAUCCGUUAUAGACAAUAAUACAGUGUUAAAUGGGAAAUGCCUUCGUCUAUACACCAAUUAGUCCAGUGUUUCCCAACCAGAUGGUUGCAAGAUAAUUCUAAAUCAUUUUAAGAGGUUGUUGAAUAUUUUGGGAGGGUUUAUUUGUUUUCUUCCAGAGAGUUGGAUGAGAAGAUUAAUACACCUCUCAUGUCCGUGUAGUAAAUUUGAAGCGACGGCAAGUAGGGGGUUAGCUUAGCUUAGCAUGAAGACUGCAAACGGCACCUCCAAAGCCCACUUUUAAUACGCUAAAUCAAAUUCGAUCGUCUUACUUUUUUCUUUUUUUUUCUUUUUGUACAGAUUUAACCAAAACAUUAGUGAGCUUUAGAGGUGCUGGCAGAUGUCUUUUAACUUUUAAACAGAACAAGGCUAGUUCCCCUGCUCUCUGCUUUUCAAUGCUAAGCUAAGCUAACCAGCUGCUUUCUGAAGCCUCAUAAUAAGAGAGUCAAUCAAUCCACUCAUCCAAAUCCCAACAAGAAGUCCUAUAAAACGUGUGUGUUCCUUUCACCAGGAAGAGAAUAAUACACAUUCACGUAGUACAAAAAUGUGCUUUUUUUCCUUGUAAAAUACUGUGAAUGUUUCUCAGUAUGCGUGCGAAGUAGCUUAGUUUCAAGGGGCUCAGAGGUCUGAAGGGUUGGGAACCACUGAAUUAAACCGUGUGAAACAACAAAACAACCCUAAGCAAAGCCAUUGUUGAACUGUACAGAGUUUUAGAACGUGAAGAUACGCUGUGUUGCAGUGGGGCCGGUGUUAACUAUGCUGCCUGUGAGCUUGAGCACUCAAUCCUGCAAAUCACACCAGAGCCGAUCUUCCCCGGAGUUCUCCCUCUUCCUGCUUUCUUUUUGCCUCUUACCUCGAUACGAACACAUUUGACUCCUCUCCUCUUCCCGGCAACUCUGUAGUUUUUGGCAGGCUCGUUAUCUGCAGGAAUAAGGCCAGAGAUCCCUUUCACUCAUCCGUGUUUUUCAGCGUUUAACGUGGCCGCAGACUUUUUGUUUUUGUUUUGGAGCCGCCGCAGAAAUGACAGAGGGAAAGGGAAGUAUUUAAAUGAUGUUAGCUGAUAGUGAGGGUUUGUAAUUGUGAUUGUGUUGUAUGCAAGACAGAGUUGGUGUUUGUGAAAUAUACUUGUGUAGAAGUUCUAGCGUGUCAACAGCUUCAGAGUCUGAAAUCAAUUUGUGUGGUCCCAUCAUAAUGGGGCAAUUAAAGCUCAAGAGACUCCCCACUUUUGAAAGUUGAAUCUAGGCCAGUUUUAUUAAUUAUUAGUUCACAUGGGGAUGGUUUUCUCGAUUGUUUGGUCUAUGAAAUAUUAAACAUUCAACAUACUGAAAUUGAUGUUAGAAUUUUUAAGUCAUUAAAAAGUCAUUAUCAGAAGGUAUUUUUAUUCAAGAACCUGGAACCAGCUCAAUUUAGUCAUUUUUGGUUUAAAUAAAAGCAGUCGAUACUUUUUAUUGUCGGUCGACCAGCUGAUUAAUUGACCAAUAGUUUCGACUGAAGAUGUAUCUCCACAAUCAGGGGAGGUAGCUGACACAUCUCUGCUGGGAGAAGCUUUUAAGUCUGGAUCGUUUCUGUGAAGUAUAAAAAAACUGCUGAACAAUAAGAAGUAAAACUGAGUGUGUGAACUUCCUUUGUAGAAAGUAUUUGAAGACCGCGUGUUUGAUAGCUGUCACCGAGAAGCAAGAAUGUAUGAAUGAUAUUUAAUAAAAGAAGGGGCGGGGGGUUUUAAAAGGGACGUUAUAGGUUUUAAAGGUUUUGCAGACUUAAGAUCUGAGCUGAUCCGUCGUACUUCUGAUUCCUGUGUUGAAAUGCCAUUCAUUACGUGGUCAGAUCUGAAUGCUCUGAUCAAUCUACUACAUUGCAUUAUGUAAACAGAUACAGUACUAUAACAUUGAUGGAACUCUUUAAUUUAUGAUCACAUUGUUAAGUAUCAGCACUGUGAUUAUCUGUAUGUCAUUCAAUUUACUUCACUUCUUUUUACAUGAUCAAUGUCUGGUAAAUAAACAAUAUUGUCUUAUUAUUUUAA